AUAUGGGACCGUACUCUACGCCUGGUCAAAAAUCCCCUUUAUGUGUGCUAUGUAUUGGGAACGACUGCCCGACUGUUUGCAGUGCUCGGGUAUAUGACAUUCAAAUCCAAAUACAUUGAGUCCGAGUACAAAACAUCGGCGUCUACUGCCAACCUAUUUUCCGGUAUAAUAGGUGUCGUGCCCACAGCUGCCGGUGUAUUCCUGGGAGGGCUGUUCAUCCGUAAGUUCCUUCCCGGGCCUCGAGUACUAACAGCUUUCGUAACAAUUGUCGAAAUGAUUGGAGCGAUGGGUCUGUUGUCAGCCGUAUUCUUGGGUUGCCCUCAGUCCCAGUUCGCGGGAACUACACUCCAGUCACAAUUUGAGUUACAGUCCCAGUGCAACUCCCGGUGCCAAUGUUCAACCAAAUUGUUUCAACCCAUCUGCGGUCCCGACAAUAUAACCAACUAUUUCUCGCCCUGUUUUGCCGGCUGUCAGUCACAGUCAAUCAAUUCAACAGCUAAUGUAUACUCAGACUGCGAUUGCUUUGAGGGAUCGGCAACCGAUGGCUACUGUGACACCGAUUGUGGCAAUAAUUUUCACAUUUAUAUCACACUUUUAGGCAUAAGUGGUAUAAUCGGGUGUUUGGCUAAAACGGGAAACAAUAUCAUAUCGUUUCGAAUCGUACGGAAAGAGGAUAAAAGUUUUUCCAUUGGAUUAAUGACUGUUUUCUGGUCUAUAUUUGCAUUCAUAUACCCACUGGUCUACGGAGCGGUAGCCGAUGCCUCGUGUUUGAUAUGGGAGUCCAGUUGCGGACAGGGAGGUCACUGUUGGGCGUACGACACGCCAACAUUCCGGCGCCGACUGCACGGCCUAACGCUCGGCCUCUACUUCGUCGGCAGUCUCUUCGACGUAAUCGUCAUAUUCUUGUCCUCAAGAAUCAAGAAUUUAUACGACGAUGACAUCGAUGGCGAGGAAUCGGACAGUUUGUCGGACACGACACUCAAUACAAUCGGUGUGGACAGACAUCUCAACCCAAAUGAUUAG
Molecule: messenger RNA, 1023 nt
Organism: Oppiella nova
Lineage: Eukaryota; Metazoa; Arthropoda; Arachnida; Sarcoptiformes; Oppiidae
Source: the annotation of a GenBank genome assembly